GUCAUGGCUCACUUCAAGCAAUUAAAAACAAAUCUCUCACAGUGUGGAUAUAACCAUCACUGGAAAUUAAUAAAGAAUACACAGCUACCUACCUUACAGUUUGAGGAACCUGUAGAUAAAAUCACUUGUCAAAUCAAAAAGAUAUCGUGUCAAAACAUUGACUUGAUUGUUCCCUCCAAGGAUAGAACACAAGAUCAGCAAAUGCAGCUUGAGAAAUUUUUCAAUAUCAUUGGCACUAAAAUCACCAAGGAUACCAUCGUUAAAAAAUCCAGCCGUCAAACACUGUUUACAGUAGACGACAUGUCAGACAAAUUCGAAAGGGAUGACGACAAAAGAGCUUUUCGUAUUCAAGAGUUUAUAAAGACCGAAAGAUCCUACGUGGAAACAUUACAAACAUUAGUCAAAUAUGUCGUACAUCCAUUAAAAUCAAUUAUGCAACAAAAACAUUGUAUUCUUAAUACAUACAAAUGUACUAAAAUAUUCCUAAAUAUCGAUCAAAUCGCAUCAGCUAAUCAACAGUUUUUGGACGACUUGGAACACAAUCAUGAAAGCUUUGGCGACAUCUGUCGGGAGCACAUGCAACACUUUGAAUGCUAUCGUAAAUACUUGCUGGAACAAGGAGAAGCCCAAAAUUUACACGCAAAGGAAGUGAAGAGCAAUCAAGCUUAUAGACGAUUCUUAAUGAACGUGAAUGAUCAUCCUGAAUUUAAACGAAGGAGACUACAAGAUAUUCUUGUCGAACCCGUACAGCGCAUCAGUCGAUAUUCAAUGAUGCUCAGAGAGAUACUUAAUUUAACCCCAAAGGAUCAUCCAGACUAUCAGGGAUUAAAACAAGCUUGUGAAAAAUCAAAGGUUAUUGCUACUAUGGAUGAUGAUGAUACCACUAAAGCAGCCACCAUGCUCUUAGCUUUAUACCAAACUAUCAAGGAAUCGCCCUGCUCCUUAAUUAACCAAAAUAGAUCCUUGGUCGCGCAUUUGGACGCAUUAGAGAUCAACCCCGAGACAAACAAGCCGUUGAGAGCAGUCACCCUCUUCUUGUUUACAGACAAGAUACUUGUCGCAAGCCGUUCUUCACUUGAUUCGAAAGAAAUGGACCUUGAAGAAAUCGUUGACACUAUGAUACCCACAAAGAAUGCUCGCUUCUCUAGAUUGCCCUCUAAAAAAGAAAACUCACUAAAAUUCAAAGGAUGGGCUGACCUUGAAUGUAUCGAGUGUUUUGAAGGUGUUUUAGACCGUCCUGGUUCAUUCAUUCUCUCAGCAUCUAACAUGGAAGAGGCCCAGCAACAUGAAAUGACAAAUAUUACCUCAUUCGAACACUAUUUUUACAGAGGCCCCAGGUUAUUUUCGGUCAUUCCUCAAAAAGAAUGUCUAACAAGGCAACAAAAACAUGACUACAUUCAAAAGGGGUUAGAGUUCCAAGCAAUCUAUCAAAAGACAAGAGCACUGGCAAAAGAAUAUGAUUCUAGUAACGCGACAUAUUAUAGAACUUGGAAAGAGAUACCCACCUUUUGCAGUGUUUACAGUCCGGAAACAUACGUCAAGGCAAGGUAUAAGAACAACAGCGCGCUUGUUUACGUGGACACCCGUGAUAUCUCCUUAGAAUCGCUCUUUCCGGCCUUCUCUCCGUAUACACCUUGGAUUGUCGGACUUAUUCAGCCUGAAGGUCUCAAAGGCUUUCGUCUUCACCUGAGCACGCUAACUGGCUUUGCGGAAAAGUGGCAUCAUUUAUCUGAACCUGAAGAUCAGCAGACGAUUGACUUUGAACGCGUCUUUUGGAAUAACCUGCUCUUUUUGAAUCAAUGUUUACAGUUAUCUCAAGAACACGCUUACCGAAUCAGGUUCCUGAUGCAACAGGCACUAUCCACGAGUUCUACACUGUCUCGACCUAAAUCAAUGUCUAUUUCCCGAGCAACGAGUAUUCCUGCUCUUGGUAAACUGUUUAAUAACAAUGAAGAGCUCCGGUCUAGUAGGAAAAGGGAUUCACAGGCCAGGCCUUUGUCCUCUCCAAAGCAGACAACCAGAUCCAAUGCUAAUUCCUUGAACGACGCAUCAGUUCAGCAGCUUAGUAAUAAUCAAAAUUCGUCAUUGACCUCCCUUACCUCUUUGUUUUCAUCGAAAUCUUCAGAUGAUGAAAAAGCGAACGAAAUCGAAAAGGGCAAGAAUGCCACUUGUGACGAUUUGUUACUUGAUAUGGUAAUCUCGUAACUUUCCUUUAACGACUGCUGACUUAUUAAAAAAAGAUACAGGAAAGAAAUGAUCGAGCACAGCAAGUACACUUCCUGGACGAAGAUGAAAAAAAUAAUACCUUUUCUUCAAGAGGUAGUAGUAGCAGCAUGGCUAGUUCAUUUAGUAUGAUUGACGAUGAAGAGGAGAAUGAAUUGGAUAAUGAGCCUUAUUGUCAUUUACCUGUUGCUAAAGUCAAUACAAACCCCUAUGAAAGUUUAGAUAACGUAUUAAAGUUGAUGCAAGGAUUUGAAGAUGAAAUGCAACAAGAGUGGCAACUGCUGAUGCACAAGUAUUAGUUGCUUAGGAAUAUGAUAAAAAGUCAAAAGUAAUCUAGACAAUGUUCAAUUUUUAGAUGACAAGCAGUUCUAUAGAAACUGCAUCUAUUAAAGUAUAUCCAUAUCACUUUACCAUAUUCCCC
Molecule: messenger RNA, 2644 nt
Organism: Rhizopus microsporus ATCC 52813
Lineage: Eukaryota; Fungi; Mucoromycota; Mucoromycetes; Mucorales; Rhizopodaceae
Exons: 13
Coding region: 4-2205 (733 amino acids)
Molecular function (GO): guanyl-nucleotide exchange factor activity
Source: RefSeq, a predicted model, not a curated record